Chanos chanos (milkfish) is the source of this 1047-nucleotide messenger RNA. RefSeq names its product twinfilin actin binding protein 2 (gene twf2). The coding region runs from base 1 to 1047 and encodes 348 amino acids. Gene Ontology annotation, molecular function: actin monomer binding; actin filament binding. The record is from RefSeq and is a predicted model, not a curated record. Lineage: Eukaryota; Metazoa; Chordata; Actinopteri; Gonorynchiformes; Chanidae. The transcript is spliced from 8 exons. Gene Ontology annotation, biological process: positive regulation of neuron projection development; barbed-end actin filament capping; actin filament depolymerization. Gene Ontology annotation, cellular component: cytoplasm; actin filament; myofibril.
AUGUUUCUGGUUCUUGUAGUGACGCCGGAGCUGAGGGAGUUCCUGGCCAAGGCGAGGAGCGGCGCCGUGCGGCUGAUCCAGGUUCUGAUCCGUGACGAGCAGCUGGUGCUUGGGGCGUACAAAGAGCCGUCCCAGACCUGGGAUCGGGAAUAUGACCACUCCAUUCUUCCUCUGCUGGAUCCCCAGGAACCCUGCUACAUCCUGUACCGUCUCGACUCCCAGAAUGCACAGGGCUACGAGUGGAUCUUCAUCUCUUGGUCCCCAGACCAGUCUCCUGUCAGACAAAAGAUGCUUUAUGCUGCGACCCGUGCCACGGUGAAGAAAGAGUUUGGUGGAGGACACGUCAAAGAUGAAAUGUUUGGCACAGUGGAGGAGGACGUUUGCCUUCAAGGAUAUCUCCGUCACAUGUCGUCAUGCUCCGCCCCUGCUCCGCUCACGGCAGCCGAACAGGAGCUGCAGCGAAUCAGAAUCACCGAGGUGAAGACGGAGAUGAGUGUUGAGAAUAAGUACCAGAGUGUGCAGGGUCUGGCCUUCCCUGUACAGGAUGAUGUAAAGAGAGCUCUGCGGCUGCUCAAAGAGAGACGCAUCAACUACAUCCAGCUGAGGUUGGACACAGAGAAAGAGACGAUUGAACUGGUGCACACCAACCCCACAGAGAUCGGAGACCUGCCCAGUAGAGUCCCUACGGACACACCACGCUACCAUCUCUUCCUCUACAAACACACACACGAGGGAGACAGCCUCGAAUCUGUGGUGUUUAUUUACUCGAUGCCGGGGUACAGCUGCAGUAUAAAGGAGAGGAUGCUGUACUCCAGCUGUAAAAGUCGUCUUCUGGACGAGGUGGAGAGAGAUUAUCACCUGGAGGUGGCCAAAAAGUUGGAGAUAGACAGCGGCUCUGAGCUGACGGAGGAGUUUCUCUACGAGGAGAUCCACCCCAAACAGCACGCCCAUAAGCAGGCUUUCGCCAAACCCCGGGGCCCGGCCGGCAAGAGGGGUAACAAACGGCUGAUCAAAGGAGGCGGCGGCGAGAACGGAGAGAGGAGUUAG